Molecule: messenger RNA, 2644 nt
Organism: Nyctereutes procyonoides (raccoon dog)
Lineage: Eukaryota; Metazoa; Chordata; Mammalia; Carnivora; Canidae
Gene: CUL4A
Product: cullin 4A
Exons: 20
Coding region: 55-2340 (761 amino acids)
Biological process (GO): ubiquitin-dependent protein catabolic process; protein ubiquitination; DNA damage response
Cellular component (GO): Cul4A-RING E3 ubiquitin ligase complex
Molecular function (GO): ubiquitin protein ligase binding
Source: RefSeq, a predicted model, not a curated record
CGCGGCCGGGGAGGCGGGACGGGGCGGGGCGCCCGCUGCUUCCCGGCCGCCGCCAUGGCCGACGAGACCCCCAGGAAGGGCGCCCUGUCGGCGCUCGUCGGCCACACCAACGGCCUCACCAAGCCCGCGUCCCUGGCCGCGGCCGCCGUGGCCUCCAAGCCGGGCGGCGCCGGCGGCUCCAAGAAGCUGGUCAUCAAGAAUUUCCGAGACCGACCGCGGCUGCCGGACAACUACACUCAGGACACCUGGCAGAAGCUCCACGAGGCGGUGAGAGCCAUCCAGAGCAGCACCUCCAUCAGGUACAACCUGGAGGAGCUGUACCAGGCUGUUGAAAAUCUCUGUUCUCACAAAGUUUCCCCAACACUCUACAAACAGCUGCGCCAGGUCUGUGAAGAUCAUGUCCAAGCACAGAUCCUUCAGUUCAGAGAAGACUCACUAGAUAGUGUUUUAUUUUUAAAGAAGAUUAACACAUGCUGGCAAGAUCAUUGCAGACAAAUGAUCAUGAUCAGAAGUAUUUUCCUGUUUUUGGAUCGCACUUACGUACUUCAGAAUUCCAUGCUUCCUUCUAUCUGGGAUAUGGGAUUGGAACUUUUUAGAAACCAUAUCAUUAGUGAUAAAAUGGUUCAAAGCAAAAGCAUUGACGGAAUUCUGCUAUUAAUUGAACGAGAAAGAAAUGGUGAAGCAGUGGAUCGUAGUUUAUUGAGAAGUCUGCUGAGUAUGCUGUCCGACCUUCAGGUAUAUAAAGAUUCAUUUGAACUGAAAUUUUUGGAAGAAACUAAUUGUUUAUAUGCUGCAGAAGGCCAGAGAUUAAUGCAAGAAAGAGAGGUUCCAGAAUAUCUUAACCAUGUAAGUAAGCGUUUAGAGGAAGAAGGAGACCGAGUAAUCACGUAUUUAGACCACAGCACACAGAAACCACUGAUUGCUUGUGUGGAGAAGCAGCUAUUAGGAGAACAUUUAACAGCAAUUCUUCACAAAGGGCUUGACCACCUGCUUGAUGAGAACAGAGUGCCCGACCUCACUCAGAUGUACCAGCUAUUCAGCCGUGUGAAGGGUGGGCAGCAGAUCCUGCUGCAGCACUGGAGCGAGUACAUUAAGACUUUUGGGACAACAAUUGUUAUCAAUCCUGAAAAAGACAAAGAUAUGGUACAAGAUCUGCUGGAUUUUAAAGAUCGGGUGGACCAUGUGAUAGAAGUGUGCUUCCAGAGGAACGAGAAGUUCAUCAACUUGAUGAAGGAAUCCUUUGAAACGUUUAUCAACAAGAGGCCAAAUAAACCCGCAGAACUGAUAGCAAAGCAUGUUGAUUCAAAAUUGAGAGCGGGUAAUAAAGAAGCAACAGACGAAGAGCUGGAAAGGAUUCUUGACAAGGUCAUGAUAAUAUUCAGGUUCAUUCACGGGAAAGAUGUCUUUGAAGCGUUUUAUAAAAAAGAUUUGGCAAAAAGACUCCUUGUUGGAAAAAGCGCCUCAGUUGAUGCUGAAAAAUCUAUGUUGUCAAAACUAAAGCAUGAAUGCGGCGCCGCUUUCACCAGCAAGCUGGAAGGCAUGUUCAAGGACAUGGAACUCUCCAAGGACAUCAUGGUCCAGUUCAAGCAGUAUAUGCAGAAUCAAAGUGACCCAGGCUCUAUAGAUCUCACAGUGAAUAUACUUACGAUGGGAUACUGGCCAACCUACACACCAAUGGAAGUGCAUUUAACCCCGGAAAUGAUUAAACUUCAGGAAGUAUUUAAGACAUUUUAUCUCGGAAAGCACAGUGGUCGGAAACUUCAAUGGCAAACUACAUUGGGGCAUGCUGUUUUAAAAGCAGAGUUUAAGGAAGGAAAGAAGGAGUUCCAGGUGUCCCUUUUCCAGACACUGGUGCUUCUCAUGUUCAAUGAAGGGGAUGGCUUCAGCUUUGAAGAAAUAAAAAUGGCCACGGGGAUAGAGGACAGUGAGCUGCGAAGGACAUUACAGUCCCUGGCCUGUGGCAAAGCACGAGUUCUGGUUAAAAGUCCCAAAGGGAAGGAGGUGGAAGAUGGAGACACAUUCAUGUUCAACGGAGAGUUCAAGCACAAGUUGUUUCGGAUAAAGAUCAACCAGAUCCAGAUGAAGGAAACUGUUGAGGAACAAGUCAGCACCACGGAACGAGUGUUUCAGGACAGACAGUAUCAGAUUGACGCUGCUAUUGUCAGGAUAAUGAAGAUGAGAAAGACUCUUGGUCAUAAUCUUCUAGUUUCUGAAUUGUAUAAUCAGCUGAAGUUUCCAGUCAAGCCUGGAGAUUUGAAAAAGAGAAUUGAAUCCCUCAUAGACAGAGACUAUAUGGAGAGAGACAAGGACAAUCCAAAUCAGUACCACUACGUGGCCUGACGUGUCGGCCAGCUGUUUUCUCUCAGCGAGACACUAGAAUGUAUCUUCAGAGCAGUGAAGCACUUCUGUGCUGUUUCCAGGACUUCUGACAUUGAGCCAGCAUGGAGGCUUUGGGAUUAGAAGAAGAGCUGAUUCUCAGAUCGCCCUUUCACAAAGUCUGAGGGUUUGCAAACAGCAUACGCAUCUUUCCCACCAGCCAGCCCUUCCUCUUACUCUUUUUGGUGUUUCAAUCGUUUCUGUUGCCCCAUUGCAGAAUGACUGAGAUUGGACAAGAAGACCUUGUAUAAAGAGGUUUUUCCUUUGU